Molecule: messenger RNA, 227 nt
Organism: Pyricularia oryzae 70-15
Lineage: Eukaryota; Fungi; Ascomycota; Sordariomycetes; Magnaporthales; Pyriculariaceae
Exons: 2
Coding region: 30-227 (65 amino acids)
Source: RefSeq, a predicted model, not a curated record
CGACGCCACGUGGUACGCUCAAUCAUGACAUGCACGUUUGGCAGGGCUUGAGGAGGCAGAGCCACCUCUGCAAGGGAGAAGAGCUGUUGAUCGGGUUGCCGGAGCAUCUCUCCGGUGUUUGCAGGCAUGUUGGGCCGCUUCGCCCGGACGAGUCUAGGCCAGACUUCUCCAACAGUCCGGGGAUAGUCUCACCAGUGUGCGCCACAGUGAAGAAGCAAAGAUUUUGA